Hippocampus zosterae (dwarf seahorse) is the source of this 2545-nucleotide messenger RNA. It is a transcript of the gene serinc5, whose product is annotated as serine incorporator 5. NCBI's taxonomy places the organism in Eukaryota, Metazoa, Chordata, Actinopteri, Syngnathiformes, Syngnathidae. Bases 24 to 1400 code for a protein of 458 amino acids. The record is from RefSeq and is a predicted model, not a curated record. The transcript has 13 exons. Gene Ontology annotation, cellular component: membrane.
GCUGUUCGCCGCGUCUCCGUAGGAUGUGCACUCCGUGUUGUAUUUCGCAGCUGGCCUGCUGCUGCGGCUCAGCAGCCUGCUCAUGCUGCUGUAACUGCUGCCCUAAGAUCAAGCAGUCCACGGCCACCAGAAUCAUGUACACACUCUUCCUUCUUUUGGUCACCGUCGUCUGUGUCGUCAUGAUGUCCCCCACAGUCGAAGAAGAAAUGAAAAAUAUCCCCUUUUAUAGUGAAUUGUGUGAGAAGAUGAAUGCAGGGAAGAACUGCAAGACCCUGGUUGGUUACUCUGCCGUCUACAAGGUGUGCUUUGGCAUGGCCUGUUUCUUCUUCAUCUUCUCCAUCUUCACAAUAGGCGUCAAUAACAGUACCGGCUGGAGGGCGGCCAUACAUAACGGGUUCUGGUUGCCAAAAUUCAUGUUGCUUGUGGCUAGCUGUGCAGCAGGCUUCUUCAUUCCACAAGAGGAAAUGUUUCUGGAAGUGUGGCGCUAUAUCGGAGCUGCUGGCGGCUUCCUCUUCCUGUUGAUCCAGCUCAUGCUGCUGGUGGAGUUUGCCCACAGAUGGAACACAAACUGGAGCUCAGGAGUGAAGUAUAACCGUUUGUGGUAUGCCGCGCUGGCCUUGGUGACUCUGGUGCUGUUCAGCAUUGCGGUGGGAGCUGUGAUCUUCAUGGGUCUGUACUACACCCACCCUGGGGCAUGUCGUCUCAACAAGAUCUUCUUGGGCAUCAAUGGCACCCUCUGCCUCCUCGUUUCUCUGCUUGCCAUCUCCCCCAUCAUACAGAAACUCCAGCCGAAAUCUGGCCUGCUCCAACCGGGAGUUAUCAGUGUGUAUGUCAUGUACCUCACCUUCUCAGCCUUCUCCAGCAAACCAACAGAAAUGGUGGAGAAAGAUGGCGUAAACACAACCGUGUGUGUCUUUCCCUUCAAAUCUGGGAAGGAAAGUGACAAGAAGAUCGUCAAAGCUUUGGGAGCCGUGAUCCUGUUUGGCUGCAUCCUUUACUCCUGCUUGACCUCCACAAUCAAGCGAAGGUCUGCGGCGCUCAGAGUGAUCAGAAACAGUGAACCGGAGACCGAAAGAGCACGUUGCUGCUUCUGCUUUGGAGAUGACACUGAUGACUGUGAAGAAGAGAAGACUGGUGCAGGCCAAAACGUGGUGUAUGACGAGAGCGAGGCCACCAACUACAGCUACAAAUGUUUCCACUUUGUCUACUUCCUGGGUUCCCUUUAUGUCAUGAUGACCAUAACAAACUGGUUCCACUACGACAACUACAGGAUUGAGAAGCUGUUGGACGGGAGCUGGUCAGUGUUCUGGAUCAAGAUCUCCUCCUCGUGGGUUUGUCUCCUGCUCUACAUGGGGACUCUCAUUGCUCCCGUCAUCUGCCCCAAGCGCUUUGAGGCCUAGAACACAAGACACCGCACUCACACUCGUGUCGGGUGACUUCCGGUGUUGAGAUGGCGCCUUUGAGGCUGAGCCAAGGGACCAGUGACCUUUUUUUUCUUCCCCCCUUUCACCACUGACCUCUGUUAUCUUUGGAACUGGAGGAACAUCUGAUGCCUUUUAUGACGCAAGGUGCAAAAUGUUUUUGUUUACGUCAUUGAUACAUUGUUGGUAUUUUUGUUCCAAUUUCUUUUCAUUUCCAAUGACUGUCCCUGGACAUUUUGUAUUACAUUCUUGUUUAAAAGUCAUGCAGAUUCGAUUAGUUGUGGUCCAUGUGUCGAGACUUUAAUUUCCGCACCAUCCCUUCUGACUUUACAUUUGGCGGUUUUCCACAGUGUGAGUCUUGUAUUUGUUUCCCCUAAUUCGAGACAGUUGUGUCAUAAAUUUGUAGCAAAAAUAAUCCGACAAAUCAGUUUAGUGUGUGGGAGCUUUGUUAUACUGAAAAUAUUUUAGUUUGUAUGUUUGUUUUGAGUCCCUUUGUGAGGGAAUGUGUCAAAAGUGAGUUACAUUUAAAAAAUUGAUUUCUCAGGCUUACAUGCUUUGUUAUAUUGUGUGCCCUUUUGUAAAUGUUUUUAUGUGAGCAAAAGAAAAGCUCGCUAUUCUUUUGGGGUAUUUGAAGUUUUGUAAAUCUCAGUACUCCCUUCGAGCUAAAUCUUUUUGUGUAGAAAAAGAACCGUGUGUCCAGUUUAUUGAAGUGCUCAUCAUUGUUGUGUCAACUGUACAUUAACUGACUUAUUUUCUUUUUUUACUGUCGUAUUUAACAAUGACAGCAGUUAAUGAUGUUAUCACUAUAAAGCAUGCAGCUGUUUGCCAAAGUUAGAUGAUUGGAAAACAACUACUGAACUAACCUACAUGGAAAAUAUAUCAACUUGCAAUUGGGUUUGUGUUUCCGGCACAUUUUUAUGCAUCCGUUGAUACUUAAAAAAAAAACCUAAAAAACUUGGAGGUACUCAACACUGGAUGUUGAGUUAACGGAAAUCAGUCCAUUGUUUCUCACACACCACCAAUAUACCCCAUUGUUUUGCGAAACAAAUAUUUUUUAAUGACGUAUGUACAUUUUUGAUUACAUUGUAUUGUGCUAACAUUAACCAUUAAAGUGAUUUUUUUUU